This is a messenger RNA of Mercurialis annua (annual mercury), 1023 nucleotides long. RefSeq lists its product as uncharacterized. The record is from RefSeq and is a predicted model, not a curated record. NCBI's taxonomy places the organism in Eukaryota, Viridiplantae, Streptophyta, Magnoliopsida, Malpighiales, Euphorbiaceae. Bases 1 to 1023 code for a protein of 340 amino acids. The transcript has a single exon.
AUGAGAUUAUGGAAUAGGGUGGCUGUUAUGAGGCAUAUCUGGGAUCUUGUGGGCAUGAAAGAAUCCCUUUGGGCCACUUGGAUUAUAGAAAACAAACUCAAGAAGCUUAGUUUCUGGGGCAUAACUAAGCCUUUAGUAGCUAGUUGGAAUUGGCAAAAUUUGAUUAAGCUUAGACAGUACAUCAAAAGCUGUUUUAAGUAUGAUCUUGGUAAAGGUGAUUGCUCCUUCUGGUUUGACCCUUGGUGUAAUGGCAAAGCUAUAGUGGAUUUGUAUCCUAGUGUGUCUUUUAAUAAUGCAGAUGUUUCUAAAUUUGCAAAGGUUAAAGACUUAUGGUGCAGAGGCAGUUGGAGAUUUCCAGGGCCUAUGGAUGAGCAUGUAGACAAUAUGUGGAGUUUCAUUAAAGAUAAUUUCACCAUUGAUGAGAGCAGUGAAGAUAAAGUUAGCUGGAGUGUUAGCCCUUCUGGUAUCUUUUCUAUUAAUUCUGCCUGGAAUCAUUUUAGAGAGGAGAAGCCUAGAGUGUCCUGGUGGAAAGUGGUUUGGGGCCCUGGAAACAUUCCUAAACAAAGCUUCAUAGCUUGGUUAGCUCUUAAGAACAGAUUGAGAACUAAGGAUAAACUCAUGAAAUGGGGGUGUAUUGAUAAUGAUAUAUGUGUGUUCUGCAAUAGAGGGCCUGAAUCAAUUAAUCAUUUGUUCUUUAGAUGCAACAUUACCAGUGGUAUCUUCAAGUCAGUCAUGUUGGCUUGUAAUAUCAACAGGGAGAUUGUUAACUGGAGAAGAGAAUGGUCUUGGUACAGUAGAAGAAUAAGGGGUAAGAGCCUUUUAGCCAAAGUGAGAAGAUUGGCUUUCGUCUGUACCAUCUAUCAGAUUUGGAGAGGUAGGAACAAACUAGUGUUUGACAGAAUUCCUGUAGAUGCUGGAGCCAUUAAAGGUUUGAUUAAAAGAGAUAUUCUGAUGAAGAUGUUUGCAAAAAGAAGCAGGUCUAUUGUUUUUCAAAAUUUAUACCAUAACUGGUAUAACAUGUAA